UAAGAAAACUUCAUUAUAGGAUUAGAAAGAGGUUUGAUAGAAAAUCUAUCUAGAAAUACUUCACUGUCACAUUUCUGCCAUUGUAGUAGACUAGAAGAAAGUUCAAAUUACCUGUCAUUAGUGUUCCGUUUCGAACGAAAUUCAAAUCUUCACUUCACAUCACUCGCUUAGCUUGGAGUGAGCCCCGGCAACAAUAUACUUUUCUACUAACUUUUCUACGCGGGUGAUGCCUUCCACAGAGCAUUAUUCCACGAUGAAGCCAUCUUCGCUGACAGCCCGCAUUCGCCAGAUCUGGAUCCUGUCCAGCUGGCUACGCCAGGAGGCGGCGGCUGCUGCUGCCAUGCUGGUGGUGCGGCGCCACCAGGUGCAGCUGAAGGAUGAGGAGAGCGAGCGUCGGGCCACAGCCGAGGAGGCGGAGUGCAAUCACUCCCUGGGCGUCGACUCCCAGGGCAGACUCCGGGCCGUCCGUAUGCUCGACGACUACAUCGUGCCCUUCGAGUGCGCCCUCUGAUCUCUGAUCCUCACUAUUGAUUCUCCUGAUCCCUAACUGGUUGUAUAUGAUGUGCCUUAUUGCUAAGUUACCUGUUCCCCAUUCACGAUGCCCACAACCCUUUGUAUCCUUUGGUCGUCAGGUGCAUUGAAAUUGGAUUUUUUUCAAAAUUUUGGUUUCCAGCCAAGAAUUCCAUAUAUCUUAUAUUACAUUCAUUCAUUCCCAGGACAUCAGGACCAGGACAUUAUAGUUUAAUAAAUUGAGUUUGUUUUAAA
This is a messenger RNA of Drosophila ananassae, 765 nucleotides long. RefSeq lists its product as uncharacterized. The transcript has 2 exons. NCBI's taxonomy places the organism in Eukaryota, Metazoa, Arthropoda, Insecta, Diptera, Drosophilidae. The coding region runs from base 227 to 511 and encodes 94 amino acids. The record is from RefSeq and is a predicted model, not a curated record.